Prosopis cineraria is the source of this 2544-nucleotide messenger RNA. Its product is annotated as sorting nexin 2A-like. The transcript is spliced from 5 exons. Gene Ontology annotation, molecular function: phosphatidylinositol binding. The record is from RefSeq and is a predicted model, not a curated record. Bases 330 to 2021 code for a protein of 563 amino acids. NCBI's taxonomy places the organism in Eukaryota, Viridiplantae, Streptophyta, Magnoliopsida, Fabales, Fabaceae.
AGCUUAAUCCACAGCUCCUGCCAAUUCAACAGGCCUCUGUUCUCCGAGUUUUUGCCUCCGAAGCCUCGUGCUUCUCGGGUCCUCGUCGUUUACUCGUCUUCUUCAGCCACAUAUGCCAACCCUGUCAGUCCCGGCGCACCUCAGCCUCAGUCGCUGGCAGCUGUGAAACAGUGGUACUCCCUCUGAAACCCUAACGCCACGCAAGGGAUCAUUCAGUUGGAGCUCCACCCCUGCCGAACAAAUUUAUUGAUUGAAGUUAUUGCAGCUUCGAUUCGGCGUUCAAAAUUCGAAUUUUUAUCUUUUAUCUUUGACAUUGUUAAAGCAGAAAAAUGAUGGACUCUGAGGAUCAGGGCAUCGAGGAAGCUCAUCUUUAUGCUUCCAAGGAAGAAAUGGAAAAUCUUGUCCUCGAUGAUCCUUUACGCAGCAAAUCGUACUCAAAUUACCGUAGUGCCAUGUCAACAAUCUCCGACACCCAGCAUCCUCUCUCACAGUCGAUCGCGGUGGCCCCAGAAGACUCCGAUCCUCUGCUAUCCCCGCUUCAUUAUACCGAAUUUGGGAACCCUAAGGCCCCCGAUAAUUCUUACAUUGACCCGCCAUCGUAUGGCGAUGCAAUUUUUAGCCCUUUCAAUGAGAAUAACGGUAAUGAUGUCAACGUUGCUGAUAGUUCCAGCCGAAGUUCAGACAGUUCUCAGGGUUUCUCCAGAUCGUCGUCUUCGAGCUCGGAAUAUUUGAAAAUCACUGUGUCCAACCCAGUUAAGGAGCAAGAAACCUCGAAUUCGAUUGUGCCGGGUAGCAAUACUUAUGUAACCUAUUUGAUUACAACGAGAACAAACAUCCCAGAGUUUGGCGGACCAGAAUUUAGUGUCAGGAGAAGGUUUAGAGAUGUAGUGACGCUAUCCGAUCGGUUGGCGGAGUCAUUUAGAGGGUUUUUUAUACCACCAAGGCCAGACAAGAGUAUAAUGGAGAGCCAGGUGAUGCAAAAACAAGAAUUUGUGGAGCAAAGGAGGGUGGCAUUGGAGAAGUACUUGCGCAGACUGGCAGAACACCCUGUGAUAAAGAAAAGCGAUGAAUUCAAGGUGUUCUUGCAGGUUCAGGGGAAGCUUCCGCUACCCACGACAACGGAUGUAACGUCAAAGGUGCUUGAUGGUGCAGCGAAGCUUCCGAAGCAGUUGUUGGGCGAAAGUGUGAUUGCACCCAGUGAAGUUGUGCAGCCAGCGAAAGGGGGAAGAGAUUUUAUGAGGUUGUUUAAGGAGUUCAAACAGUCCAUGGUGAAUGAUUGGGGAAGUUCAAAGCCACCGGUGGUGGAGGAGGACAAGGAAUUCUUGGAAAAGAAAGAAAAGAUCCAAGAGCUUGAGCUGCAAAUCACCAAUGCAUCUCGACAGGCAGAAGCACUUGUCAAAUCUCAGCAAGAUAUGGGAGAAACAAUGGGAGAAUUAGGGCUGGCAUUCAUUAAAUUGACGAAGUUUGAGAAUGAAGAGUCUGUCUUGGACAGUCAGAGAGUAAGAGCUGCUGACAUGAAAAGUUUGGCUACGGGUGCUGUCAAGGCUAGCAGAUUCCAUCGAGAAUUGAAUGCUCAAACAGUGAAGCAUUUGGACACGCUUCAUGAAUAUCUUGGGUUAAUGCUGGCUGUCCACAGUGCAUUCUCAGAUCGCUCAAGUGCAUUAUUGACGGUGCAGACUCUUAUAUCAGAACUAUCUUCGUUGCAGUCAAGGGCUGAAAAACUUGAAGCAGCAUCGUCAAAAAUUUUUGGAGGUGACAAAUCAAGGAUCAACAAAUUAGAGGAGCUAAAAGAAACCAUAAGAGUCACUGAGGAUGCCAAACAUGUUGCAACUAGAGAAUAUGAGCGGAUCAAGGAAAACAAUAGGACUGAGCUUGAAAGACUUGACAGAGAGAGGAAAGCUGACUUUUUAAACAUGUUGAAAGGUUUCGUAGUUAGUCAGGUUGGAUAUGCUGAGAAAAUUGCAGAUGUCUGGACAAAAGUUGCCGAGGAUACCAGUAGAUAUGUGAAUGAUAGCACUUGAUCAAAGUGGCUGUGAAUUCUAAUCUUCUCUGCAUUUCUUUCUUUUCAUUUCUUUUCAUUUAAUUUCUUUUCCUCCCCAUAUUCAUGUGCACCGUCACAAAAUAGGUUCACAAUCAUGGCAAUAAACUAAGGAAGCACAUAUUUACGCUCCUAGGCUUGUGUUUAUUCCACUUGCAUCUCGUAGUACUUUUUUUUUUUUUUUAACUUGAUGCUGUAAAUUAGACAUGUUCAACUCCACUAGCCCAAAACUCACAUGACGUUGUGGCCCCGAUAUGGUUGAGUUUGUAGAGCAAUCUAUUUGAUCAACACCAUAUCCUUACCCUUGCACUUAUUCUAUAACAUUAGCCCAGGAUUAGUGGACAGCUGAAGUUGAGUUUUGAGAGAGGAUUGAAUUCUAUGGUUCAUGGGCUCUUCCGCGCCAAUAACUUUCUUAUAUUAUAGGUUGGUGGUGAGGUAAACAAGGAUAUUCGGAGUAUUUUAUAUGUUAAAUAGAAUUGACGAAAUGGGGUGGAUUAUGGUGAUUU